AGUUUCCUUUAAUUUUGUUACAAUGGAGAACCCUCCUGCUUCUAAUGGUGAUGAGACCCUGCCAAUUAUGGAUUCCUUUGCAGAAGAAAGCAUGUUUCUUGUGAAUGAUAAUGGCAAAAAUGAGGAACUUAAUAACCUCGAACAUUUGGGCAAUGCUACACCUCAUUUCAAUACAAGCAACAUAUAUGAAGAUCUAGGAGACUUGGAAAACUUGGGUAGAGUUGGUGAAGUUGGAUAUAAUUUCUGCAGUGAGCCUGAUUCUAGGAGCCAUUUUCUGGAGCUAUAUGAUCUCGACCAACCUCAGCAUCCUAAUCUCUUCCUUUAGUUAUCUAAUUUUUAUGGCAAGUUUACUUUGCAUUGAUGGUUACCGAUUUCGGAUUUUAUUUUGAUUUCAACUAUAUUAUCCAAUCAUGUAUCCCUUUAUGU
Molecule: messenger RNA, 426 nt
Organism: Prunus mume (Japanese apricot)
Lineage: Eukaryota; Viridiplantae; Streptophyta; Magnoliopsida; Rosales; Rosaceae
Source: RefSeq, a predicted model, not a curated record